ACCAUUCUUCAUAUGCAUGCCGCAGCACCAACAGUGAAUGUUUCAACUCCACCAGUUUACCAGGCUAUAUCUGCAAUUGCUCCACAGGUUUCCAUGGCAAUCCUUACCUCCACCAUGGAUGCAAAGACAUCGACGAGUGCAGCUCACCAAAUCUGUAUACAUGUCAUGGAACGUGCAGCAACACAGCAGGCAACUACAGCUGCUCAUGCCGAAAAGGUCACAGCAGCAAGGACCCUAAAUCGGAACCAUGUGUCCGAGAUCAAGGAAUUCCAACAUCAACGAAGAUUGUUAUAGGUAGUUGUGUUGGGCUUGUCUCGUUCAUUACUUGCAUCUUCUGCAUAAUUUUAGCAUUUCAAAGAAAGAAGCUUCUUAGAGAAAAAGAUAAAUUCUUUCAGCAAAAUGGAGGCUUGAGGUUAUACGAAGAAAUCAGAUCAAAGCAAAUUGAUACUGUCAAAAUAUACACCAAAGAGGAUCUAGAGAAGGCAACAGAUAAUUUCGAUAAGAGUCUAGAACUUGGGCGAGGAGGCCAUGGCACCGUUUACAAAGGAAACCUAGAUGAUGGUAGGGAAGUGGCCAUCAAGAGGUCUAAGGUGGUCACUGAGGACCAAAGUGAAGAAUUCGUAUGGGAGAUGAUUAUUCUUUCUCAGAUCAAUCACAAAAACAUUGUAAAGCUCUUGGGUUGUUGCUUGGAAGUGGAAAUUCCCAUGUUGGUUUAUGAGUUCAUCCCCAAUGGAACUCUCUUCAACUUCGUCCAUGGCAACGAUGGGAAACUAAUUCCCUUGACUACUCGUCUACGAAUAGCUAGAGAAUCUGCAGAAGCACUUGCUUACUUGCAUUCAUCGGCAUCCCCUCCGAUCAUUCAUGGAGAUGUGAAGUCGCUCAACAUACUUUUAGAUCAUAACUAUGUGCCAAAGGUAUCAGAUUUCGGUGCAUCGAGGAUGAUGUCUAUUGACGAAACCCAAUUCAUAACGAUGGUCCAAGGAACUCUUGGUUAUUUGGACCCGGAAUACUUUCUAGUUCGUCAACUAACAGCAAAGAGUGAUGUAUAUAGCUUUGGAGUAAUUUUGGUGGAGCUCAUCACAAGGAAAAAGGCAAUUUAUUAUGAUGGGAGUAGUCAAGGAAAAGCUCUUGUCUUCAGCUUCGUUGAAGCAAUGAAAGAUAGUCGACUUGUAGAGAUAUUGGAUGAUCAAAUCAUGGGAAAAGAAAACAUGGAUGUCAUUCAAGAAAUUGCCGAACUUGCGAAGGAAUGUUUGAACAUGAACGGGGAUGAACGACCUACAAUGAGAGAAGUGGCUGAGAAACUGCAUAUGUUAGGAGGGUUCCUACAGGUCUCUUCAACACACCAUGCACCCGAGGAAUGUGAAGCAUUGCUUGGUGAAUCAUCUAUGAGCUCUACCUUGGAUUCUGUCGGGUACCACAGUUUAGAGAACAAAUUCGGAUUUGAUGUAAAAGCUGGAAGAUGAAGAAGAUAAAGAAAGUAGGUUCUCUCUCUAUGCUCAAAUCGAACUCGCAGAAUAGACUGAUAUUGGUUGCUUGUUUUGUAACUUAUUUUACUUCUAUCACAGACAUGAUAAAUAAAAGUAUAAUGGAUUGUAACUCUCAA
Messenger RNA from Musa acuminata AAA Group (dessert banana), 1603 nucleotides. RefSeq names its product wall-associated receptor kinase 3-like. The record is from RefSeq and is a predicted model, not a curated record. The coding region runs from base 630 to 1463 and encodes 277 amino acids. Gene Ontology annotation, biological process: cell surface receptor signaling pathway; protein phosphorylation. Gene Ontology annotation, cellular component: plasma membrane. NCBI's taxonomy places the organism in Eukaryota, Viridiplantae, Streptophyta, Magnoliopsida, Zingiberales, Musaceae. Gene Ontology annotation, molecular function: ATP binding; protein serine/threonine kinase activity. The transcript has 3 exons.